CUGCAUACCGGUGGGGCACCUUGCAAAGGUCAGCGACUCCCACAGCAUCACAUGGUGAGAACCAAGACAAAAAUACACAAGCGUAGUGUCACCACCAUCCUACAAAGUCCUAUUUUCUAACUGUAUUGGAACAUUCUCAUUUUCUGGAUAAAGGCGUUGUCCUGACCCCCUUUUUUAUCGUUUUAGAGCCCAUAACGUUCCCCUUUGCUUUCACACAGCUGCACAUUCAGCACCUGUUAAAAAGAUUGCAGAGCAACCCUCAAAGUUUCAACGACAGGAAACUCUCUGGGUCGCUCUUCCAUAUGUGCAUGUGUGUGUUUGCAUGUGUGUGUGUGGGUGUGUGUGUGUGUACGAGACACCGCAUCAAGUCUGUUUGCAGUCUUAGUUAUAAUAAGAGAGGCGGAUGAUGACAUCUUCACACCCAAGCUCAUGGUGUGUAAAAAAGUUGCUCUCUCGACAAAUAGCUCGGCAGAAUAAAUUCAGGUCUGAAUAAAGGGAAUCUUGAUGGCGGCAUCUGAAAUCUGACAUUAUUGGACAUUUGAGGAAAGAUUCAAUUAAUUUAACAGGCUAAAGCAGAAGUUUCAGAAAGGCUGAAGACAUCAUCACACACAAAAAAGAUGGGAUGCGCCUGCAGUUCGGACUCAGACAGCGAAUGGAUGGAGAACUUGGACGAAAUUUGCGAACACUGCAACUGUCCAAUUCCUCCCCAGGCCUGCAAUCCAUACACAGAUCAGGUGAUUCCAUAUCCAUCACAGUAUACGCCCCCGAUGUCACCUUUACCAGAUAACAUUGGGGUGGCCAUUUACAGCUAUGAUCCCAAACAUGAAGGAGACCUGGGCUUUGAUAAAGGAGACAAACUCAAGAUCAUCAACAAGGACGACGCAGAGUGGUUCCUGGCCGAGUCGCUCACCACAGGCCAGCAGGGCUACAUUCCCCACAACUUCAUCGCAAUGACCACGGUGGAGACUGAACCGUGGUUCUUCAGGAACGUCUCUCGAAACGAUGCUAUGAGGCUCCUCCUGGCUCCCGGGAACACGCAGGGCUCUUUCCUGAUUCGAGAAAGCGAGACUUCCAAAGGGUCAUAUUCAUUAUCAGUCCGAGAUUUGGACCACAACACGGGGGAAGGCGUGAAGCACUACAGGAUCCGCAACAUGGACGAUGGAGGCUUCUACAUCACAACCAAAAUAUCUUUCAACUCCCUGAAGGAGCUCGUCCAGCAUUACUCCCGUGAAUCAGAUGGAUUGUGCACAGUCCUGGUGAAGCCCUGUCAGUCCAGGGCGCCGCAGAAACCCUGGUGGCAGGACGAGUGGGAGAUCCCCCGCGAGUCCCUGAAGCUGGAGCGCAGGCUCGGAGCUGGACAGUUCGGAGAAGUCUGGAUGGGUAUCUACAACAACGACAGGAAAGUGGCAAUAAAGAAUCUGAAAAUGGGCACCAUGUCAGUGGAGGCUUUCAUGGCAGAAGCCAACAUGAUGAAGAACCUGCAGCAUGCUCGUCUCGUCCGUCUCUUCGCCGUAGUUACCCAGGAGCCUAUAUAUAUUGUCACAGAGUACAUGGAAAAUGGGAGCUUGGUAGACUACCUGAAAACACAGGAGGGAAGCAGCUUACCCAUCAACACACUCAUAGACAUGUCGUCACAGGUGGCUGACGGCAUGGCGUUCAUCGAGCGAAAGAAUUAUAUUCAUCGAGACCUGAGGGCUGCCAACAUUCUAGUUUCCCAUGAACUCAUCUGCAAAGUCGCAGAUUUUGGCCUUGCAAGAUUGAUAGAGGACAAUGAAUACACAGCCAGAGAAGGUGCAAAGUUCCCCAUUAAAUGGACCGCUCCAGAAGCUAUAAACUAUGGCACUUUCUCCAUAAAAUCUGAUGUGUGGUCAUUUGGGAUUCUUCUCACAGAAAUAGUGACAUACGGGCGUAUUCCUUACCCAGGUAUGUCCAACCCAGAAGUGAUCCAGAACUUGGAGCGGGGAUACAGGAUGCCGGCGCCAGAAAACUGCCCUGAUGAGCUUUAUGACAUCAUGAAGGAGUGUUGGACGGAGAGACCAGAGGACAGACCCACGUUUGACUACCUGAAGCACCUCCUGGAGGAUUUCUUCACUGCCACAGAGAGGCAGUACCAAGAGUAGCUGCAAUGGACAGAAAAAGACAUACAGAGACACAUACAUGUGUAAUCAAACUAACAGCAUGACUGUUGACAGCCAAUGCUGGAUUUUAAACUGUUUGCUAUGGAGUAUAAGUGCAGGGGCUGGGACGAUUAACAUAGUGGUGCUUUGUUUCUGCAUCAACCUAACCUGGAAAACAUUUGCCAUAAUCUCUGAUGGAAAUGUGCGAGCAGGGGAGAGAAUUGUGAUGAUCCUGCUGAUUGAGUAAACGGGGGACUCAGUACUGGGCUGAAUAAACAGCUGCACUCCUGGUGCUUUUACAGUAACAUGUAAAUAACUGCUUCGGUUGAAUUUUACCUCCACAGUAUGAUAACAGUUUUAUUUACAGUAACAAACUUUUUGUGAAUGCUGUGUAUUGUUGCAUAAAAUAAGCCAGUUGAGCAGAAUAUUGUUGUGAAGCAUAGUAACUAUAAAAAAGGUACAUUAUGGAUGUUUUUGUUAUUAUUAUAGAGAAUGAAUGUCUAAUGUAUAAAUAGGAAAAUAAGUAUUCCUGGAAAUGUGGUGAUUAGUGUGCAUCAGAUACUGUUUUAAAGAUCCUGUAAAUACAUCUUCAUUUGCUUUCUGUUUCUUUUUUCAGUCAAAAUUGAUAUAUUUAUGUCUGUUACUUUUUAUAGUACCAGCAACCCAUUGAGUAAACUCAGGCAAGAUACAUAUUUUAAAAAAA
Molecule: messenger RNA, 2820 nt
Organism: Xiphophorus couchianus (Monterrey platyfish)
Lineage: Eukaryota; Metazoa; Chordata; Actinopteri; Cyprinodontiformes; Poeciliidae
Gene: lck
Product: LCK proto-oncogene, Src family tyrosine kinase
Exons: 14
Coding region: 618-2120 (500 amino acids)
Biological process (GO): protein phosphorylation
Molecular function (GO): protein tyrosine kinase activity; ATP binding; protein binding
Source: RefSeq, a predicted model, not a curated record